UGUAGAUUCGCCACCUCACAAGCUCCUGGCAGGUGCGGUUCGGCCGUCCUCCCUGCUAGCGUCAUCAAGGUGUUCGUCCACUUCAGCUUGUUGCAUUGCAAAAUCGCCUUCGGCAAACCCCACAUGUCAGCCUUACCGCGCCACACUGCGGCUGUGCAACAGCCACGCCCUUCCUGGGCUGAGCUUGUUCAACCUCCCUUAACAUGCCAACAGGCAGCAGAAUCAGCUCACAGUACUCUGGAACUAUCCCGCCUUUCGAUGCGCUCCUUUGACCAACGUUCUCAGGCGACUUGCCGUGCUCGUCUCCUUAGCUAGGCUGCCACGUUGACCCUCUGGGACCCUAUUCCUCUGCAUGCGUCCGUUAGAACUCCCCGCGUAGUAAUGCGUCUUUUGCUACGCAGCAACACUGGCGAGUUUAGCCUCACAAAGGACUUGGUGGGCUAUGAUCCUAUCCCUCCCUAUGCGAUCCUUUCGCAUACUUGGAGAGAGGGCGAAGAGGUCACCUUUGGAGAUUUGAUGGAUGGCACUGGAAAGAAUAAGACUGGCUACAAUAAGAUCCAGUUCUGCGGACAACAGGCUGAACGCGACGGCUUGCGAUACUUUUGGGUGGACACCUGCUGCAUUAACAAAUCAAAUCACGUCGAGCUUCAAGAAGCUAUCAACUCUAUGUUCCGCUGGUACCAGAAUGCGGCGAAAUGCUACGUCUAUCUAUCGGAUGUUUCGACGGCUAAGCGAAAAGUGGGCGAUGAAUCCCUUAAGUUUACCUGGGAGCCAGCUUUUCGGGCAAGCAGAUGGUUUACACGAGGCUGGACCCUCCAGGAGCUUCUUGCCCCAACUUUGGUCGAAUUCUUCUCUCAAGAACGGAAAAAACUUGGCGACAGACGAUUGCUGAAGCAACAAAUUCGCGAAAUCACAGGGAUUCCUGAUGCAGCACUCGAAGGGGCACCUUUAUCUCAGUUCAGCGACAAAGAGCGAUUUCGGUGGAUACAAUGCCGCCAUACAAAGGUCGAAGAAGACAAAGCGUACUCACUACUUGGUAUUUUUGACGUCGAAAUGCCUCUUCGCUAUGGGGAAGGAUCUGCGAGUGCGUUCAAACGGCUUGAGGAGGAAAUCGAGAAGCUGAACAAAUGCCUUCGAGACCUACGCCUAACGGAUCCUCGUGAUGACAAGAAGCGAAUAGAAGAUACCAAGGGUGGUUUGCUAGAGGACUCUUACCACUGGAUAUUGGAAAACUCCGACUUCCAACAAUGGCGUGACGACCCGCAGAGCCGGCUGCUAUGGAUCAAGGGCGAUCCAGGCAAGGGCAAGACGAUGCUGCUCUGCGGAAUUGCAAACGAACUGACAGACUCAACGACCAACACAGCUCUUCUGUCCUACUUCUUCUUCCAGGCUACAGACUCGCGGAUUAACAGCGCAACAGCUGUCCUGCGAGGUCUGCUAUACAUGCUUGUUUAUCAGCAGCCAUCGCUUGUCUCGCAUAUCCGGAAGAAGCACGACCAUGCAGGCAAAGCACUCUUCGAGGACGCAAAUGCCUGGGUUGCACUGUCUGAAAUCUUCUCAGACGUCCUCCGAGACCCGAGUUUAAAGGACACAUACUUGAUGGUUGAUGCGCUCGACGAAUGCGCCACUGGACUACCGAAACUGCUAGACUUCAUCGUGCAAACGUCUUGCGUGUCUGCUCGAGUUAAGUGGAUCGUUUCCAGCCGCAACUGGCCUAAUAUCGAGGAGCGUAUUGAGAGAGCAGGACAGAAUGUAACACUUAGCCUCGAGCUGAAUGCGGCCUCAGUGUCUACUGCUGUUCAGUUCUACAUUCGGCAUAGAGUGGAUCAGCUGGCGCUAGAAAAGAGUUAUAAAGAGAAAGAGAAGAGUGCUGUGUUAGCUCAUCUAACCUCAAAUGCGUAUAACACCUUCCUCUGGGUAGCCUUAGUCUGUCAAAAUCUUGGCGACAUACCAAGAUGGAAGGUGCUCGCGAAACUAGAAGCAUUUCCACCCGGACUCGACGCUCUUUACAAUCGGAUGAUGCAGCACAUAAGCAGCUCGGACGAUGCUGACCUGUGCAAGCGCAUAUUGGCCUUGGUCGCCAUUGUAUAUCGGCCCGUUGCGCUUAGCGAGCUGACAUAUCUUUGCGAACCGCUUGAGGAUAUGGCCGAUGACCUUGCUUCAGUCCAACAGAUCGUUGGCCUAUGCGGUUCGUUCCUUACGAUUCGAAGCGGUACGGUCUACUUCGUGCAUCAAUCUGCAAAAGACUUCCUAUGCACAAAGGCCGUUAGCGACAUCUUCCCAAACGGAAUGAAGGAGGUCCACCGUGCUAUCUUCUUAAGAUCCCUCCAAGUUAUGUCGAAGACGCUCCGACGAGACAUGUACGGCGUACGUGCGCUAGGAUAUCCCGCGGACCAGGUAGAAGAACCGGACCCGGACCCAUUAGCGGCAUCGCGGUAUUCGUGCAUCUACUGGAUUGAUCACCUCUCCGACUGGAAUCACGGUUGUUCUGCACAUGAUAGGGUCCCGCUACAGGAUCAAGGCCCUGUCGACAACUUCCUAAGAACGAAAUAUCUCUACUGGCUUGAGGCCCUGGGCCUGUGCAAAAGCAUGCCAAAAGGUGUUAUCGCCAUGGCGAAACUUGAGAAAUUAAUGAAGGGAAGAGCCGAUGCAGCUGAAUUAACGGAACUGGUUCGAGAUGCGCAUCGAUUCAUCAUGGCUCAUAAGUGGGCAAUAGAGAGCAGUCCUUUGCAAGUAUACGUGUCUGCACUCGUAUUCAGCCCAUCCAGUAGCCUAAUAAAAAGCCAUUUUAAGAACGAAGAACCACAGUGGAUCACGAUUAGGCCAAGCAUAGGAGAUACAUGGAGUUCCUGUUUCCAGACCCUCGAGGGCCAUAAACACCAUGUGAACUCUGUGGCCUUCUCGCACGACUCGACACUACUAGCGUCGGGAUCAAUCGACAAAUCUAUCAAGAUAUGGGAUGUGAACAGCGGCGAGUGUGUGCGGACGCUCGAGGGCCAUAGCCAAUAUGUCAACUCAGUAGCCCUUUUCCGCAACUCGACACUACUAGCGUCGGGGUCAAACGACAGGACUGUCAAGAUCUGGGAUGGGAGCAGUGGCAAGUGCGUACGAACAUUUGAGGGACAUAGUGCCGAAGUUUGGUCUGUAGCCCUCUCUGAGGACUCGAAAUGGCUGGCGUCGGCUUCAAGCGACAGGACUGUCAAGAUCUGGGAUGCAAGUGGCGAGUGCCUGCAGUCAUUAGAAGGCCACAGCGGUUCGGUUAACUCAGUGGCUAUCGCUCACAACUCGACACUACUAGCGUCAGGAUCAUACGACAAGUCUGUCAAGAUCUGGGAUGCAAGUAGUUUCAAGUGUCUUCUGUCGCUAGAGCGUCAUAGCGGUUCAGUCAGCUCAGUAGUCUUCUCGCAUAAUUCAAAACUGCUAGCAUCAGCGUCAGAUGACAGGACGGUCAAGAUCUGGGAUGUAAGUAGUGGCGAGUGCCUGCAGUCGCUGAAGGGCCAUAACAGUUCUGUCAGCUCAGUGGUCUUCUUGCACGGCCUCAAACGGCUGUCGUCGGCGUCAAUCGACGGAGCAAUUAAAAUCUGGGAUAUGGCUAGCAGCGAAUGCUUGCAGACGCUCAAAGGCCACGGCAGUUGUGUUAGGUCGGUAGUCUUCUCGCAAUACUUGACACGAUUAGCGUCGGCGUCAGAUGACAAGACAGUCAAG
Molecule: messenger RNA, 3705 nt
Organism: Trematosphaeria pertusa
Lineage: Eukaryota; Fungi; Ascomycota; Dothideomycetes; Pleosporales; Trematosphaeriaceae
Product: beta transducin-like protein HET-E2C40
Exons: 3
Molecular function (GO): protein binding
Source: RefSeq, a predicted model, not a curated record